This is a messenger RNA of Scleropages formosus (Asian bonytongue), 2775 nucleotides long. RefSeq names its product V-type proton ATPase subunit B, brain isoform. The transcript has 14 exons. Bases 50 to 1585 code for a protein of 511 amino acids. Lineage: Eukaryota; Metazoa; Chordata; Actinopteri; Osteoglossiformes; Osteoglossidae. The record is from RefSeq and is a predicted model, not a curated record. Gene Ontology annotation, biological process: ATP metabolic process; vacuolar acidification; proton transmembrane transport. Gene Ontology annotation, cellular component: proton-transporting V-type ATPase, V1 domain. Gene Ontology annotation, molecular function: ATP binding; proton-transporting ATPase activity, rotational mechanism.
UUAGCAUACAACGACACAUCUACGGGGGCGAGCCGCUACCUCGCGGAAAAUGGCAAUGAAGGCACUCAGAGGGAUGGUCAACGGAGCCAUGAACGAGCUCUCGUCGGCGGUGAGCGGCACGAAAUCCGCGGCGGCCAGGGAGCACGUCCAGGCGGUCAGUCGGGACUACAUUUCUCAACCGAGACUCACUUAUAAGACUGUGUCUGGCGUCAAUGGGCCUCUAGUGAUUCUCGAUCAGGUGAAAUUCCCCAGAUAUGCCGAGAUUGUUCACUUGACCCUUCCCGAUGGCACGAGGAGAAGCGGACAGGUGCUGGAAGUCACCGGCUCCAAAGCUGUAGUACAGGUUUUUGAAGGAACCUCUGGUAUCGAUGCCAAAAAGACCAGCUGCGAAUUUACUGGGGACAUUCUCCGUACCCCAGUAUCAGAAGACAUGCUUGGCCGUGUUUUCAAUGGAUCAGGAAAGCCAAUUGACAGGGGCCCUAUGGUUUUGGCAGAGGACUAUCUGGACAUCAUGGGACAGCCCAUCAAUCCACAGUGCAGGAUCUAUCCAGAGGAGAUGAUCCAGACAGGCAUCUCUGCCAUUGAUGGCAUGAACAGCAUUGCUCGAGGACAGAAGAUCCCUAUCUUCUCAGCAGCAGGACUUCCGCACAAUGAGAUUGCAGCACAGAUCUGUCGACAAGCUGGUCUGGUAAAGAAGCCUAAAAGUGUAAUGGAUUAUAGCGAAGAGAACUUUGCCAUUGUGUUUGCUGCCAUGGGGGUUAACAUGGAAACAGCACGAUUCUUCAAGUCUGACUUUGAAGAGAAUGGAUCUAUGGACAAUGUGUGUCUCUUCUUGAACCUAGCCAACGACCCCACGAUCGAGCGCAUCAUCACGCCUCGCCUGGCCCUCACCACCGCUGAGUUCCUGGCCUACCAGUGUGAGAAACAUGUGCUAGUUAUCCUGACAGACAUGAGCUCCUAUGCUGAAGCCCUGCGAGAGGUGUCUGCUGCUAGAGAGGAGGUGCCUGGCCGGCGUGGCUUCCCUGGCUACAUGUACACAGACCUGGCCACCAUCUAUGAGCGAGCGGGGCGUGUGGAGGGCCGCAGUGGCUCUAUCACGCAGAUUCCGAUCCUCACCAUGCCAAAUGAUGAUAUCACUCACCCCAUUCCUGAUCUGACUGGUUACAUCACAGAGGGCCAGAUCUAUGUUGACAGACAACUACAUAACCGACAGAUUUACCCACCAAUCAACGUGCUGCCUUCUCUGUCUCGACUGAUGAAGUCUGCCAUAGGGGAGGGAAUGACCCGUAAGGACCAUGCUGAUGUGUCCAAUCAGCUGUAUGCUUGCUAUGCCAUUGGGAAAGAUGUGCAAGCCAUGAAGGCUGUGGUUGGGGAAGAGGCAUUGACUGCAGAUGACCUCCUGUACCUGGAAUUCCUACAGAAAUUUGAGAAGAAUUUCAUCACCCAGGGUGCCUAUGAAAACCGUAGUGUGUAUGAGACACUGGACAUCGGUUGGCAGCUCAUGAGGAUCUUCCCCAAGGAGAUGCUGAAAAGGAUCCCACAGAGCACCCUGGCCGAGUUCUAUCCCCGUGACUCCAAACACUAACCUGUCUCUCCAUCACUGCAAUUGGCCCCUUUCCCCUGUCACUGUCUUUUUGACCAUGCUGCUGUUCUCACAUUGCUAAGGCAAAUUUUGAACGUAUUGUGACUAUUCUGUGUGUGUUUCAGCUUGAUGAUGCCUCAGUAGAGUAGUCUGUGUGCCUGAUAUAUGCAUUUUAUGUGAACGACUUGAAACGUCAUACUUUAAAUUAUUUAAAGAAUAUUUUUUGACAUAUGUAACUGAGAGAAUUUUUCUGUAAUCAUAUGUAUACUGUGCCAAGUAGUCAAUAAGCCAUUUGCCACUGGGGAACAUUGCCAUAAAAACACUACAAGGAAUUGAAAAUCUAAUUUUUUUCCCCCCUUGAAGUAGGUAAAUGGACUGAAUAAUAUAAUGUAGUAAAAGAUAGCGAAACCCUAUAGAGUUAGUGAUUAUUUAUGAACAUUAACACUAAACAGUGCCUCGCUUUGGCCAACAACUUAGCUGAGAUGUCAAGAUUUUAAUGCAUUAAUUUGUAGGGGCUUUGUAUUCCAUUCGGCCAUGUGAGAAAUUGAACAGUACUAACUGUCGAGCUGCUGGAUAGAACAUUCAGGUGUUGAAUUGAUAGCUAGAUGAGGAUAACCAAAAUCAUAAAGAUUCAUGGGAGAUGUGGGAAUGCUGUCUGUAUAUGUAGUUUCUUUCUACAGUGUGUUCUUCAUUGUGUUCUGAAAUAAGCAGAACAUUUGUCGAAAUGCUCACGAGUGAUCUUUGUAAUUAACGUCUAGACUUAAUCGUCGAACAAAUCUAAAAACUGUUUGUUUUCCAUAGAUCUAUUGAACCGUUAUCUGUUGAAUCAUUUGUAUCAGUUGCUUUGCCAGUGUUUACAUGUUGAAGUAUUAUUUACAAAUAUUGUUUAUUGCAUUUGUUUACAGUGGAUUGCUCUCUGGGUGUGGUGUACCCUACAAAAUGUCAAUCUAUAAUUUUAUGUGAAUUAUUACAAACGUAAUGCAUACAGAUGUUAUUGUGCAUUUAUUUUCUGUGUUGUGCUGUAGCAGAAUGCAGGUAUUAUAGUGAACUUCCAUAAAGUACUGUUGUAUAAAUUAUGAUUCAUCUUGUUGUCAUUAAUAAUUCUGUAUGACUCACCAGGAUAUGUAUAUAGAGAGGUUUAUCCAAGUGUGCAGGUUAAGCCAAUUAUUAAUAUGUAGUGUAUUUGAGGAAUA